CCCGCGAUGGCCCGCGCCUCUGCUGGUAUUGGGGCGCCGGAUGCUCGCCCGGAGGAGGACUCCUGCAACAUCCUGUCCUCCUUCGACAUGGACCAUGACAUGCUCGACUGGGAGCAGACUGUCGCCAUCGCCUGGUCCGUCAACUCGUCACGGUGCCUUGAGGCGCUUGACGUCGACCGCACCAUCCGAAAGCAGUUCCGUUUGAGCCACGCGGACGUGGCCGUCACUCCGUACCACCCCAUCGAGUUCCUCGUCAAGUUCAACCACAAGGCACAUUGUGACGAGACCCUCGCUGCGGGGCGGGUGCGCGCUGGCGGUGGCAUCGUCCACAUCCGCCCCUGGCGGCCGCUGGAGUGGGCGGUUGGCGCGGCUUUCAACUACAGAGUGCUUCUCUGCCUUGAGAAUGUGCCAGACUACGCCUAGACUCCGUUCGUCACCGAACGCAUCAUCGGCCGACGUUGCUCCCUCGACCGUCUCGAAGACCACUCCGCGCUCAGGACGAACUCGGAGACGCUCGACCUUUGGGCGUGGACGGCGGACCCAAACCUAAUCCCGAAUAUCAUUUGGCUCACUUUCACCAUGAGGCCGUCCGGCGGUCUGCAAGUGUUUGCCAAUGAGGCCAGGCCGUCCGGUUGCAAGAGAGGCGCCACCUUCCACGUGCUGGUCCAUCUCGAUGCGGUGGAAGACCAUGCCAACGCCCCACUGGACUGCUACGUCACCGACAGCUACGCCGCCCCGUUCAGCCCGCCUCGGACGGACCUGGUGUGGAACCGGGGAUCUGUUGAUGGCAUUCCCCCGCCGCUCGGGGCGACGCUGGCCGCGCCUGCUCCGAUCAUCACCUCACAGCCGCUGCGCCUCGCCGUCGUGGCCAGGGGACCGACAACCACCCACGCCAGCUGCCCCGGCGCCGCAACGUCGGCGACGACUGGCACGGGGCAGUGGAAGAGAUGGGCGCGGGCGCGAUGGCCGUGCCAGGGAGACCUGCAUGGAGGUGCACAAAGAGUGCACCCGUUCACCCCGUCGUCGGGACGGGGCGGAUGGACGACACGGACGACACCGGGCGGGGUCUCCUGCCACUGCGGCGCCGGUCUCUCCGGCGUCGGGGUUGGGCACGGGUGCCUUCAGUCAGCUUCGCCCGGUGGCCUCUGACGGCGGGCUGCAGUUCGAAGGGCAUGCUCGGGCGCUCCAGGACGAGAUGGCCUUGGCGCUCGACGCGGCUCUCGCUCCGCUACGCUCCGAGUUCUCUGCCAUGCGUCGUACGCUCGUCAGGCUCGUCAACAAGGCAGAGGGGCUCUUCUCCAAGUUGGGCUCGCCAGUGCGUGUCGUCAGCCUACCCCCUCCGGCGGUGUAUGGAGGCUUUGGGGUAGACGUGGAUGUGGUUCUUCCCCUCGCUGCCAGCCUGGCGGGACUGGCGCUCACCUCGGCUCGGGUGUCGGUGUCAAAACCAGCAGAUCUUGGAUAGGGGGUCUCGAACUGUGCAUUUAAGGUCGAUAGUAAUAGAAGACUGGGGACACAAUUUUUACCCAA
Aegilops tauschii subsp. strangulata is the source of this 1527-nucleotide messenger RNA. RefSeq lists its product as uncharacterized. The record is from RefSeq and is a predicted model, not a curated record. NCBI's taxonomy places the organism in Eukaryota, Viridiplantae, Streptophyta, Magnoliopsida, Poales, Poaceae.